GUACAGUGCUCAAAUGGCUUCAACUUUGGCAUCGGCGGCCCGUGCUGCUACCCGUGCGGCAGUCACACGUAGUGUGUAUAAUGACACCCGUAACAACUUGAUGAUCAACAAAAGCACCAAAGUUAUUGUCCAGGGUUUCACCGGACGUCAGGGAACCUUCCACAGCAAGCAAAUGCUCGAAUACAACACGAAUCUUGUUGGAGGAGUCUCGCCGAACAAAGCCGGUCAAACGCAUCUCGGGCUUCCCGUGUUCGGAUCCGUCGCAGAAGCGAAAGACCGCACUGGAGCCGACGCUACUGUCAUCUAUGUUCCUGCCGCAGGAGCAGCUCGUGCAAUUCACGAGGCUAUGGAUGCUGAAAUUGGCUUGAUUGUGGCAAUCACUGAAGGAAUUCCGCAGCAAGAUAUGGUCCGCGUCAAGAAUAGACUUUUAAAACAAAACAAAUCUCGUCUACUUGGGCCAAAUUGCCCUGGAAUCAUUGCAUCUGGAGAUUGCAAGAUUGGAAUCAUGCCAGGGCAUAUUCACAAGAAGGGUUGCAUCGGAAUUGUGUCCCGAUCGGGAACUCUAACCUACGAAGCUGUUCAUCAAACAACUACCGUCGGACUUGGACAAACGCGUUGCAUUGGAAUCGGAGGUGAUCCGUUCAACGGAACUAACUUCAUUGAUUGUUUGGAAGUGUUCUUGGAGGACGAACAAACUAAAGGAAUCAUUCUGAUCGGAGAAAUCGGAGGACAAGCCGAGGAACAAGCCGCCGAGUUCUUGAAAUCUCGCAACUCUGGUUCCAAUGCCAAGCCAGUUGUUUCGUUCAUCGCUGGAGUCACUGCUCCACCAGGUCGUAGAAUGGGACACGCCGGAGCUAUCAUCGCUGGUGGAAAGGGUACUGCUGGCGAUAAGAUCGAGGCUCUUCGCAAUGCGAAUGUGGUGGUGACUGAUAGUCCUGCAAAGCUUGGUGUUGCCAUGCAGAAAGCUCUUCUCGGCUAGAACAAUCCUCUCUUUUUUCAAUUUUAAACUUUCAUUUAACCCUUUUCUAUUUUUCUUCCGGGUCAGCUUUUGUGUCUAAUUCUAUUUUCUAUUUAAGUAGUUAAUUUUUUUCUCAGAAAAUUCAAGAAUAAAAUAAGUUCUUC
Molecule: messenger RNA, 1122 nt
Organism: Caenorhabditis elegans
Lineage: Eukaryota; Metazoa; Nematoda; Chromadorea; Rhabditida; Rhabditidae
Gene: sucl-2
Product: Succinate--CoA ligase [ADP/GDP-forming] subunit alpha, mitochondrial
Exons: 3
Coding region: 14-979 (321 amino acids)
Biological process (GO): tricarboxylic acid cycle
Cellular component (GO): mitochondrion
Molecular function (GO): catalytic activity; succinate-CoA ligase (GDP-forming) activity; succinate-CoA ligase (ADP-forming) activity
Source: RefSeq, marked reviewed